ACUAAAUGACGUAUGGUUAUGGGUAGAGAACACUUAUAAAAGCACAAACAGUCAUAGCUGAUCAAUCAGUUUCGGAUAAGUCUGACAGGGAUCAAUGAUGUUAAAGUGGUUGCUUGUUUGUUUUGUUGCUAUUGCGGUAGCAAAAUGGAGUCUGAACGUGCAAGCAGACGAGCAAGCAGAUGAGCUUGAUGAAGAAGAGAAGCGGCUGCUUCAAGGACUUGAAGAUGCCAUAAACCAGAACAAAAGACAAACUGGCGACGACUGUGACUCAAUGGAAUGUUUUCUCGAUGAUGAAUGUGCUACACAGUGUUGUGAAGAAUAUUGUGAUGGAGAAACUGACAUGACCAGUUGUAUGGAAGGCUGCAUGGAUGGUGGACCACUUUCCAAGAGGAUGGCGUUGGCUGCUCGAAACCAGGAGAGCAAAAAUGAAGAAGUUAACAACAACAACAAGCAUGACAAGAAAAUAUUUGGAAUAAGGAUCCCACCUGUUCCACCAGUGAGACGCUGGGUCCCACCCGUGAGAGUCCCACCCGUAAGACGUUGGGUCCCACCCGUGAGAGUCCCACCUGUGAGAGUCCCGCCCGUGAGACGUUGGGUCCCACCAACGAGAAGAUGGUUUAAGAAAUAAACAAAAUGAUACACAAAUGUUGACAGAAUAUGCCGAUGUAUGAAAAGACCUCUUUUAAAAUUUUGCCGAAUUGCUUCCAUUUGACAUUGUGUUUAACAUUUUAUUUCAACGUUUCUGUGCUGUAUACUGUACAAUUUAAUCAUACCAAAUGUAUACAAUAGUAAUGAAUAAGUGGCUAAAAUCUAAUAAAUGAUUACUUUCUACAUUUUAGUGCGCCGCAUACAUGUAAAUUUUCGAAUGUAUUAUUUUUUUUUUGAAUAGGAAUACGCUCGUCUUCAUCAAAAGUGGAAAGAUGAGGGAGAGAUAUCAGCACAUUCAUAUCAGCACAUGUCAAUAUGCUGCUUUAAACAAAAUUAUUGAACUGUAUCAUCUAAAGGCUACCUGGAUAUAGCUAAAUCUGCACAAAAUCUGUUCUAUCUUAUUACGAUCUUGAAUAAAUGCACUGCUUUCAUUUAAUUAUUUUUUUUGUCAACCGUAAUUACUGUGCUUCGUUUCAUAACACUAUAAUUAAGCAUUUCGAAAUAAAUUGCAAUCAUCUGUCGAAUUCAAUAACACAGAUGUAAUUAGUUCACAGAUUAUUUUUGAAAUUUAUUAGACAUACCCUUUCGCUCAAUAUUGAUACAGUUGUGGCUAAAUAGUAAUGACAUUAACUAGGAUUUCAAAGAUGUUCACGUUGCAAAAUGCUUACAUAAAUGACGGUGAGUUAGAUCAAAGCCUGACCGGUAUUUUGAAAUGACCAAUCCUAGCAUUUGAGUGGGAACCGCUCGAUCAUUAUAUUAAGCUACAUUUAUUUAAUCUAUUAAUCUUAAUUGAUAAUCAAAAUGUAAGUGUAUACAAGAAUGAAACAAGAAUGACAUAUUAACCACAUAUUAAUCAGAUUUCUUUUAGUUAUUGUUAGUGUAUGUGCAGGCAAGCGUGAAGAGAAAAACAGUUUAUCACUUUUAUGUACUUUAGAUGAUUGACCUCAUAUUUCAUUACAAAAAAUACUUUAAAGUGUAAAUAAAAAAAGUGGGUAAAUAUGAUAAAACUGACCUUAGGAAAAUAUCGCCCUAAGUUUUUACACUGUUUUUGUUUGAUCUUAAGCAAUACCCGGAUCUUAUCUUAACUCAUUUUGAAACAAUCAUCACCCAAAACCCAUUAUUUUAAAACAUUGAGGUGAUGUUUUAGUACUGCUUACUGCUUACAAUUAUGAUCAGAAAAUACAUUAAUUUGUUGAAAUUAUUAAUACAAAUAAAGCUGUGUCUAAGUG
Mercenaria mercenaria is the source of this 1877-nucleotide messenger RNA. RefSeq lists its product as uncharacterized. The record is from RefSeq and is a predicted model, not a curated record. The transcript has 5 exons. NCBI's taxonomy places the organism in Eukaryota, Metazoa, Mollusca, Bivalvia, Venerida, Veneridae. The coding region runs from base 95 to 628 and encodes 177 amino acids.